GAUGGCAGCACUGUGCAGUGGUUGUAGUGGAUAUUAUGUUGCUUCCUGUCUGUACUUUGGACUCCAGUGGCCAUUGCUUCUUACAGCACGUUUCCUAGAAUAAUCGUAGCUGCAGACAUGACUGAGGUUCCAAUCAAAGAAGGUUCCGUGAAGGUUUCAGGACAGACACUAUUCUUUCGGGAGGUCGCAGCAGUGCAAAGCUCUCUCUCUGGCCCUCCUCGCCAUCCCGUUCUUUUACUUCAUGGCAUUAGAUUCUCAUCUCUGGAGUGGCAAACUCUGCACACUCUGGAAAAACUAGCAACUGCAGGACAUCGUGCUGUGGCAUUAGACUUGCCAGGCCUGGGAAAGUCCAAAGAGGCUGUUGCCCCAAGUCCCUUGGGAGAGCCGGCUCCACCUGGAUUCCUGCAGGAGGUUCUGGAGGCACUAAACAUGGUUCCUGCAGUGGUUAUCAGCCCUUCACUUAGUGGCAUGUAUUCCCUUCCACUGAUUUUGAAUCAGCAGCAGUACCUUGCAGCAUAUGUACCUGUAGCACCCAUCUGCACAGACAAGUUUCCUGUUGAAGCAUAUGCUUGUGUGCAGGUACCCACUCUCAUUGUAUACGGGGACAAAGACGAGCAACUUGGAGAAGUAUCACUUCGUAAUCUGAAAAACCUGCCCAAUCAUAGAGUACUGUGCAUGCAAGGGGCAGGGCAUGCUUGCUACCUGGAUGACCCAGAAACCUGGCACAAAGGACUUCUGGACUUUCUGGGCAAUUUGAAAUGAGUGGAAAGUUGCAUAUCAGGGAAUCUCCUAGUCAACAGUAACACCACUUUUAUCAAAAAGGAAAUCGAGGUGCUUGGGUUUUUGUGAUUAAAUGAUUGUAACAAAUGUGAGCUCUGGGUGUAAAUGAAGAUGUAAUGGAUUUAGAGAGCAGAUAUAGUGUGUGCUAUGAAAUAUUUGCAUUAAAUAUGUCAAUAUAAAUGCAGUUCCCUAAUGAUAAGUGCAGCAGUUGAAGAAAAUACGCUAAAUCAUUAAAGGGAGACUCCACUGCCAAAAUUAUAUAUAUAUAUAUA
Molecule: messenger RNA, 1052 nt
Organism: Pelobates fuscus (common spadefoot toad)
Lineage: Eukaryota; Metazoa; Chordata; Amphibia; Anura; Pelobatidae
Gene: ABHD14B
Product: abhydrolase domain containing 14B
Exons: 4
Coding region: 118-762 (214 amino acids)
Biological process (GO): positive regulation of transcription by RNA polymerase II
Cellular component (GO): cytoplasm
Molecular function (GO): hydrolase activity
Source: RefSeq, a predicted model, not a curated record